This is a messenger RNA of Drosophila obscura, 2208 nucleotides long. RefSeq names its product plexin domain-containing protein 2. The record is from RefSeq and is a predicted model, not a curated record. The transcript is spliced from 8 exons. Bases 194 to 2191 code for a protein of 665 amino acids. NCBI's taxonomy places the organism in Eukaryota, Metazoa, Arthropoda, Insecta, Diptera, Drosophilidae.
AAAUUUUUCUGCCGCGAACAAUGAAACAACAAAAUAGUGUCGAAUUUUUUUCUGAGUUCAGAAAAGUCCGUUGAUAUAUCCCCACAAAAAUAUCCGUAUAUUUGCAAAAAAUAAUAAUAAUAAUAUUGUCAAAGAAAUAUACAUCAAUACUCGAUAUAUCAAUAUUCAACGUUGCAAGUAGCACGGGGAAAAGAUGGCGAAAAGUUUCGGUUGUGCGUGCGCGCAAAUUGCAAUUCUCCUUACGAUAUACAGUGCAAUUGAAAUAACGUCGGCAAGGUCCAAUCCGGAUGCCUAUUAUCCGCUCGACACAAAGCUCACAUUCAUCAAUGCCCACGAUGUGGUUCGACUGCCAGCGACGGGCGACGACCAAGCAGUCAAUCGUCAGAAGCGUGCCGCAACGGCAGACUCAUCGGCGGCGGCAGUGGCAGCGGCAGCAUCAGCGCCGGCUGGCAUAACGCCGGAUGCAAAGAGUCAGUACCAAAGCGUCAGUACCAAUGGGAAUGCCAGUGCUGUGGCCGGUGGCACGGAGACCACGGUUACCACCGUCGACAGCAAGACGGGAGCGGGAGCAGCGGGCGGCAGUGUCUCGUACAAUGUGCACAAUGUGGGCGCCAAUGGUACCGGACAGCGAAAGGAUUACAGUGUCCAGAAUGCCGAUGGAUCAUCGAACCCCACAGCCAACGCCAACAGCACCACCACCACCAUCAAUAUGGCGGGCAAGAAGCCCACCCAGCUGUUGGGGGGCAACCAAUCGCAGUAUCCGAAAAAGGUGGCCGCUUCCGCACCGAUUGUGCCGCUGCAGAUGCCGCUGCCGGCUGGUGGGGCCAGCUCAACGGAUCGCAACAAUGAGGACUGGACGGAUGUGGAUGUGACCGAUGUGGAUGUCUCCGAGGAGGUGAUCAACAAGGGCAUCAUCAACGACAGCCUGAACCGCACCGAGGACUACCACGAGUACUACAACAGCACCCUGUAUAUCAACAAGGCGGAGGCCGCAGCGCUGUGGUCCCAGCUGCGUACAGUGCCCGAGAACAGUAUGUUGUCGUCGUCGCAUCGUCGCGCCAUGACCGUGGAGCUGCAAUUCGAUUUCCCCUUCUAUGGGCAUUAUGUGCGCAACAUAACCGUUGCCACCGGCGGCUUCCUAUACACCGGCGAGUAUGUGCACUCCUGGCUGGCGGCCACCCAAUAUAUUGCGCCCCUGAUGGCCAAUUUCGAUACAAGCAUGUCCAGCGAUUCGGUUGUCCGUCUGCACGAUAAUGGUACCGCCUUUACGGCCGUCUGGGAGAACGUGACGCUUCAGGAUAAGCCGGACUAUGGCAAGUUCACGUUCAGCGUGACCCUGCACCAGAGCGGCGACAUUGUGUUUGGCUAUUUCCAGGUGCCCACGCAAAUCAACUCGAUCCAGGACAAUCAGCAUCCGGUUAAGGUGGGCCUCUCGGAUGCCUACAUCAUUGACAAGCAUCUCUACUUUGCCCGUCGGAAGACCAUCUAUGAGUACCACCGAGUGACCUUCCAGCGUAAGGAGAUCACCAAUGCCACCAUUAUCAUACUGACGGCCCUGCCCACCUGUCUGGGCUACAAUGAUUGCCAGUCGUGCAUUAACCAUAACACAACCUUUGCCUGCUCCUGGUGCCCCGCGCUGAAUCGCUGCUCCACGGGUACCGAUCGCAAGAAGCACGAAUGGAUACAAAAGGGCUGCGAUACAACAUCCAUGCAUGAUAUUGGCUCUUGUCCGGCUCUCGGCGAAAAGGGCAACAAUGCCGGCCAGGAGAAGACAGGCACUGCGAGCAGCGGUAGCGGCAGUGGCACUGGCAGUGGUAACUUAUCGACCGCAUCGCCUGCCUUCUCGGCGCCAACAGAGCCAACGCUGAGCAGCACGCGAGCACCGCGAGCAACUGCCUCAACGAAGACAGCAGCCGAUUCAAGCAGCACGGCGGAAAGGAAGCUCAUGAAUGCCGACGAGCUGUCUCAGGCGCAGGCCGAGAACAAGAGCGUGGGCAUGGCAUUUGGUUUCAUGGUGCCCAUUUGCAUGGUGUUCGCCGUGACGUUGUGGCUCUUCUAUGCGUACCGCAAUCCGCACACAAAGAGCGGUCAGCUUUUAAUUCAGUCCAAGCAUUUGCAUCAGUUCCGUCCCAGCCAGUGGUCUUGGAGGCGCGGUGAGGCGCGCUACACUGCAGCCACGAUACACAUGUAAAGAGAGGUAGAAAGAGA